AUGGCCACCUGCUGCUGCAUGGGCCUCUCAAUCCGCCUGCUCCCCUCAAAUGAACCCUCAUCCCCUCUUAGUGGAAAGCCCCCAAUAGUCACUGUUCAUCAGGAUCAGCUGAAGAUCGCUGAAGCUGGAGACAGCAUUCAUCUGUCCUGCUUCAGUUCUAGAGAUACAAAAACUACCAUUGUGUGGAUCAAACAAAUCUCUGGGGAAAAACCUGUUGUUAUUGCUACAUCAUAUCAGCACCAACCUGGAAUAUUUCAAAAUGGCUUUGAUCAGAGCGGCCGCUUCGAAACACAAACAGCAGCUGAAAGCUUUAAUCUGACCAUCUCCAAUUUAGAGCCAUCAGACACAGCAACGUACUACUGCACUGUCAUAUUUUUCUAUGAUAUCACUUUUGGAGAAGGCACAUUUCUUGUUGUCAAAGACACAUCACUGACAAAGCACACAGUUCACCAGCUGCCUGUGUUUGAGGCCGUUCAUCCAGGAGACUCUGUGACCCUGCAGUGUUCAGUGCUCACUGAGAGCUGCUCAGGAGAUCACAGUGUGUACUGGUUCAGACAUGGAUCAGGAGAAUCUCAUCCAGGAAUCAUUUACACUCAUGGAAACAGGAGUGAUGAGUGUGAGAAAAGCUCUGAGACUGAUUCUCCUACACAGAGCUGCGUCUACAAACUCCCCAAGAGAAAGCUCAGCCUCUCUGAUGCUGGAACUUACUACUGUGCUGUGGCUGCAUGUGGACAGAUACUGUUUGGGAAUGGAACUGAACUGAAUGUCACAGGGACCACGUUUUCUGGUUAUGCAGUUGAACAGGAUCAGCUGAAGAUCGCUGAAGUUGGAGACAGCGUUGCUCUGUCGUGCUUCAGUACACGAGAUAUGAAAACUACCAUUGUGUGGAUCAAACAAAACCCUGGAGAAAAACCUGUUCAAAUCGCUACAUCAUAUCAGCAUCAAGCUGGAACAUUUUAUAAUGGCUUUGAUCAGAGCGGCCGCUUCAAAACACAAGCAGGACCUGGCAGUUUUAAUUUGACCAUCUCCAGUUUAGAGCCAUCAGACACAGCAACGUAUUACUGCGCUAACAUAUUCAUAUAUGAUAUCACCUUUGGAGAAGGAACUGUUCUUGUUGUAAAAGAUGCAUCACUGACAAAGCACACAGUUCACCAGCUGCCUGUGUUUGAGGCCGUUCAACCAGGAGACUCUGUUACUCUGCAGUGUUCAGUGCUCACUGAGAGCUGCUCAGGAGAUCACCGUGUGUACUGGUUCAGACAUGGAUCAGGAGAAUCUCAUCCAGGAAUCAUUUACACUCAUGGAAACAGGAUUGAUGAGUGUGAGAAAAGCUCUGAGACUGAUUCUCCUACACAGAGCUGCGUCUACAAACUCCCCAAGAGAAACCUCAGCCUCUCUGAUGCUGGAACUUACUACUGCGCUGUGGCUGCAUGUGGACAGAUACUGUUUGGGAAUGGAACUAAACUGGAUCACAAAGACAAUACAUUUUGGAGUCCAACUGUUGUGGCUUUGGCAACUUCAAACAUGAUAUGUAUGUGUGUGACCAUAAUUCUGGGAGGAUUCUUAUACAAGUACCAACAAAAAAGUGCCGUUGAUGCCGCUCAGAUAAAUCAGAUAUUUGAUGUCUCCAGCUGUCACGUAUUCCUUGGACUCCAUCACCCAGACUCCUUCAGAAAGUCACCUGUCAACUCUGACCUGCCUGCACGCUCCAAUUACAGAUCUCACUCUCCGGAAUACUAA
Molecule: messenger RNA, 1737 nt
Organism: Pygocentrus nattereri (red-bellied piranha)
Lineage: Eukaryota; Metazoa; Chordata; Actinopteri; Characiformes; Serrasalmidae
Exons: 9
Coding region: 1-1737 (578 amino acids)
Biological process (GO): response to bacterium
Source: RefSeq, a predicted model, not a curated record